AAAUAAAUAUAAAGCAUGACCCUGAGGCGGAUAUGAAACAUCAUCCGGGUUAGCAACAGUUUUGUAGAAUGUUUUGCUGCAAUAUGUGGCGGUACUCUGAGAACGAAAUCAUUUUUAUUUGUUUUCAGAGAUGAUUUCUUUAAUCUGCAAUUGUUCUGUUAAAUUAUCGAUUCCAAAGAUGUCUGACAGGGUUAUUACUAAAACAUUUACCAGUUAUUACAUUUUCUAUACCAAGUUUUAAUUUUCUUAAAUUUGAUCUAUUAAAAAUAUUCCUAUAUUUUAUAUUAAAACAAGGUUAAGUUAAUUUUCUUUCUAAGAUAUUCCUUGAGAAAAUGUGAUUUCCGUUGUAUUUAAAUGUACUUUGCUAACGUGAACAAAGUUCUGCAGAAACAUGAGAGUUUGAUGGGUCAAAAGUUGAAAAUUAAGGUUUUUAUCAUCGAACUACUGAAGAUGACGAAGAUUCAUGAUCUAAAAUGUUAGAAAUAUAUUGUGAAUUUCAAAUGAUAUUUCCCUCUAACUGUGAUUUUUGUUUGUUUUUGUUACUUGAAGAUGAGGAAAAAAGAGUCCCGUCUAAAGAGGAUGGCAGGACCAAAGCGCUGAAGAGAAAGGCCUGCUCUGAUGAUGAUGAUGGAGAAACCAAGAAGAGGAAGGUUGAACCAUCUGAGCCUGCAGAGCCCAUGAAGCCCACCAGAUUAAAGACGAUGAAGAAUAAGAAAGACUUUCUGAAGAAACUGAGGAAGUUCAUCGAAAAGAGAACUUCUCUCAGUCGAACCAACACCUCCUCGGUCAAGACCAGCGAAGAUGACUUUGAAGCUAAAUACGAGCAGAUGGAGCAGUUGGGUGAAGGAGGCUUUGGAUGUGUUUUUGGCGGCUUCCGCAGAUCAGACAACCUGCAGGUGGCCAUCAAACGCAUCGGAAAAGGCUUCGGUCUAAAUACAGAGGUGGAUGAACACGGACAGUUAAUCUGCACGGAGGUGGCCGUCAUGCAGAAGCUGAAAGACCCACAGCUACAGUCUCCAGAUAAAGCCUCCCCCGUGGUUCUGCUGGACUGGUACGAUCUGAAGGAGGAGAUCGUCCUUGUAAUGGAGAGACCGAUCCCAGCCACAGACAUGAAAGUGUACCUGAAGAACAGAGGAGGCAUAGCAGAGGAAGAUGAAGUUAAGAUCAUCAUGAAACAGCUGAUCCAGACAGCUGUGGAUCUUGAGGAGAGGCACAUCUUCCAUCGGGACAUCAAAAUUCAAAAUGUCCUGAUUGAGACGAGCUCCAGUGUCCCGCGUGCUCGCCUCAUCGACUUUGGACUGAGCUGUUUCACCACGGAGACCUCCGUGUUCACAGACUUUGCAGGCACAUUGAGUAUUGCUGCCCCAGAGUCUAUGUUUGGCUCUGGCUACAGAGCAGAACCAACCACAGUGUGGCAGCUUGGAGUGGUUGGGUAUGAGGCUUUACAUGGAGUGGGCUUCAACACCAGGAUGUUCGGGAUGAAUAUGCUGAGGAUCAGCAAAGACCUGUCCCCGGACUGCCAGUGUUUUCUGAAAUCGUGUCUGAGGUCUUACCCUUCAUUCCGGCCCAAGCUGAAGGAGCUGCUGCAGCAUCCAUGGCUGAUAUAAUCUCACACACACACACACACACACACACACACACACACACACACACACACACACACACACACACACACACACACACACAUGCAUCCACAACAUAACAGUAACAUCUUAACAGAGCUUGACGAUGUGAACAAAAUAUCAACUCUCUGUGUUUUUGUCAUUUAUUCCAGCAGCUCUGCCAGCAAACCUAAAGAAACAUCUUCAUCAGGAAACCAAACAAGAGAACUUCAAAAGAAGGCGGGGUCACAUUUAGAUGAGCUAAGAAAUCCUCAGCACUACAAACCAUCAGUUCCUUAACUCUCUGCUGUCUUUGAUAAUAAUAUUCUGGAUCAAUGAACUGUGUUGUUGUCAUCUGUAGAUUCCACUAGUGCUGCCACAAAACCACAAGAAGAAGAAAACGAAUUAAAAAACAAAAACAAACCGCAAGACACAUCUUCAGCUGGGGACCAAACCAAAGAGCAUCAUGAGAGGGCGGGGUCACAUUUGGAUGAGGAAAGCACAUUAGUGAAACCAGGCGACUGGGUGUUCAUCAAAGUCCUAAAGAGGAAGAACUGGACCAGCCCAUCGUGGGAGGGACCAUACCAAGUCCUUCUAACCACACCCACAGCUAUCUGAACCCCCCAGCGGGAUACAUCUCAGUCACUGGACGUUGCAGCGUGCACCAAAGGCCUAAAGGAGGUUGUUGUGGUGAAGUCUGACUGCAAAGGGGUUCUGCCUUUUAGUGGCGGUUCGUCUCAAUAGUCAGUGAAGAAACCAACAGAACCCAGCAUCCAUUAGAACUUGGGUCCUUGAAGUGACUCUGCAACCUAGCAGCAUGGAAGGCCCACUGCUGGGAGACAGCAGCAGGUGGGUGCGGUGACUGUUGCAUGUCUCCACGUCCCCCUAACUGUCCCAGCGAUGGAAAACCAGGAGAAGGCGGUACCAACCUAGCCCACCAGUCAUUGGACCUUCAUGUAAAGACAAAAUCACCUCAAGGAUACCGCCCAAGAUCACUCCUACAGUACCAAGCUCUGAUGGCAACAGAAAUGCACACAAGGUGUUGCUUCAAGCCAGGAAGAUGCAGAGGAUCGCUCCUGAUGAAUACGGACAUGUCGCCAUGGUGACCCCUAAAGGAAUCAGCCUCAAGACAAAGAAGAGUUUAUGUCAUCAAUACAGAGUCCCCAGAUGCUGGGGGGAUUCCUUCUGCAGCUCCUUCAACCCCUCAGCUAUCGGUGGAAGGGCCAUCUCUCUUUGAAUUGCCUUUCCCGAGGGUUCUUCCUAAACUGGCCUCACAGGGAGUUUUACCUCGUCUUCAUUGAGAGCUUGGGUUGGGGGGCGGAGCGUGCACCAACCACACUGGGUUCUAAUUACAAUCGGGCAGCAGAAGUAAAGAGUACCCAUCACAUGUAUUAAUAGAUCAAUUUGGACUCCUUAAAUUAGAAAAUUAACUUUUAUUUUAUUUAACAUAUUUUACUAAAUUAACAGAUUAUAAACAGUGGGUAAUUCUAGUAUUCUAAUGCUAAUUUCUGCACAUAUUUUGUUAAUUUGUGGGCAAAAAUUGUUCAUUUGUACAUACACAAUUCCAAUUUGUGCACACAAAAUGCUAAAUAAUCGGCGCAAAAUCCUACCUUUGUGCAGAAAGUACUAAUUUGAGUACACAAAAUUUUAAUUUCUCUGAACAAAAUACUAAAUUGUAUUUAAAAAUGCUAAUUUAUAGGGAGAAAAUCUAAUUUAUGAGCAUAAAAUACUAAUUUGGGUGCACAAAAUCUUAUUUAUGUGUCCACACUACUAAUUUGUGUACACAAAUUUUAAUUUGUCCAAAUAAAAUACUAAAUUGUGUUUACAAAAUGCUCAUUUAUAGGGACAAAAUCUAAUUUAUGAGCAUUAAAUACCAAUGUUUUACCAAUGUAUUAAAAACACUAACUUGAUGCCGCAAACUAUUAAUUUAAGGAAACCUAAAGUGUCUCUGAAAACUAAAUGACGAGAACCAAACUAAAUUGACGUAAAAUCGUACAUCUAUGCUUCUGUUUUUUAACCAUCAGGAAUUUCUGUAGUAAAUAAAAAUGGGACUUUUUACUUCUUA
Oryzias latipes (Japanese medaka) is the source of this 3666-nucleotide messenger RNA. Lineage: Eukaryota; Metazoa; Chordata; Actinopteri; Beloniformes; Adrianichthyidae. The record is from RefSeq and is a predicted model, not a curated record.